AAACCGCAAAGAAAAAAAAAAUCACAAACAGAAGAGAAAAAAGGAAAGAGAUGGAAAGCUGCCGGAACCUAACAACAAAUAAUGCCGUCGGUCUAUGUCUACUCCCCUCUGAACUCAUCCAAGAUAUACUAUUCCGAUUAGCUCUACCAGAAAUCCUACGUAUGAAAUCCGUUUCAAAAACACUCACUUCAGUGAUCUCCAGCACCGAUUUUCAUCGUGAUUACAACACUCAAUCAGACCCCGAUACAUGGGUUUUCGUCUAUACCAAACGAUCGCUUCGUGAUUCAAUACUCCAUGGUUUCACAGACCGAUCUGAUUCUUGGUUUAAGAUUCGAGUAUCAGAGUUCUUGUCUCCGGUUGUUCCUCCCGGUGAAGAUCUCUCCUUUCUUACGGCUUCAGGUGACUUCUUUCUCUUUUCUUCUAAUUACUGCCGGCAACUGAUCGCCAUUAAUCUGAAGCUAAAAACAGUUAAGAAAAUUCCGCCAAGUCCGCUAGGUCCACGUGAUACAUCGUCGUGGAGACGAUCAGGUUUAAAACUCAUUGCUGGACCAAACGGAUCAAACCGGUUCAGAUUCUUAUUCGCUGAGUUUUAUGAGAAUCGGCCCGUUUUGUUUGAAUACCUGUCGGAAUCUGACAACUGGCGAUCAAUCGAAGCUGUGGAGAACGAGUUGAAUCGGCCUGAUCGGGGGAGGAAGAGCGUGUACUUGAGCCUAGUACACCGGAGGAGUGAUAGUGUCGUGCUUGCGGUUGGACAAGAAGAAAACGAUCAGCCGCCCGUGAUCCUACGGCCAAGAUUCGAUGGUAGAGGGUUGGAAGAAAGAUUGGCGGUUGGAUUUAGUACGGCGGAUUCUUGUACAUUGAACGUGUUUGGUGACGAUUACAUGGCAAUUGUGAGAUCAGCAAAUGUUGAUGAUCAGCAAGUUAGGGGGUUUGGGUGUAUAGAACUUUGGGGUCUAAGUGGUGGGGGUGGAGCGUGGGAGUUGAUAUCAAAAGUGCCGCAAGCUUUGGUGAAUAGAGUGAGGAAGCCUUAUAGUGUCAUUAUGGGGUGCUUGGAGGCCAGAGAUGGGAUAAUAAGGGUCAUUUUGAUGUCUAAUUUUAAGGGUCUGUGGGACAUUAUUUGGUUUUCUUUUGAUUCGGUGAAGGGUGAAUGGAAAUGGGUACCUAUUCCUGAGACAAGAAUGGAAGGGUUGAACAUUGCCGGGAUUACUCUUUCCACUGGUCUUAAGCUGUGAUCGAGGCGGAACACGACCCGACCGGCCGUCCGGAUAUGCAAUCCUAAUUGUUGCUGCAAGUGAAUGGUAACUGAUCAUAUUUUUAUGUCUUGCUAAAUGGUCCUUCAAUUUUUAGAUGAAAAUGUGUACUUUUAAGUUUUUGUGCAUAUUAGAUUGUUUGCUAUGUACAGCUAAAUAAUACUCGGAAGGACUUCGUAGUGUUAGUCUUAUGGAUAGGACCCGCUGCCUUAAUCAAAUGUAUAAACAAUUGUGACUCCAAAACUCAUUCUUGAAAAUGCCCAAAUAUUUACAUAUUUAAAUUCUCGAUUAAUAAUGACAGAAUCACCGCAUGAAGUGUGAUCGAAAUAGAUUUAGUAUAUGUCAGUAUGUUGUAGUUGAACAAAUGACAUUUACAUUUCACAAAUGAUGUACAUUUACAUUUUUGAAUAAAAGGUAUCAAAAAA
Messenger RNA from Papaver somniferum (opium poppy), 1675 nucleotides. RefSeq lists its product as uncharacterized. Bases 51 to 1232 code for a protein of 393 amino acids. NCBI's taxonomy places the organism in Eukaryota, Viridiplantae, Streptophyta, Magnoliopsida, Ranunculales, Papaveraceae. The transcript is spliced from 2 exons. Gene Ontology annotation, molecular function: protein binding. The record is from RefSeq and is a predicted model, not a curated record.